This is a messenger RNA of Cercopithifilaria johnstoni, 723 nucleotides long. The record is from the annotation of a GenBank genome assembly. Lineage: Eukaryota; Metazoa; Nematoda; Chromadorea; Rhabditida; Onchocercidae.
AUGAACAGCCGUCAAAGUGACAUGAUACCCUCGACGAGUGCAUCCAUGCCUGGCGCGGAUAAUGUGAAGGAACAUCAAAUUAGUCCAGGUGCCUCUGCUCAAAAGGUUUCGGAAGUUUUCUUGACUGCUGGACAAGCUUUUCAGAAGUUGGGCGGACUUAUUGCAAAUUUGCAUAAUUCAAAAAAUGGAGUUGAGAGGAAGUGGACAAGUUCGGAUACCAAUAGUUUGCAUGAUGCAGUUUCACGUUUUGCAAGCGAUUUGCAGCGUAUAAGUGAAACAGUCCAAGGAAGAGAGGUACAACUUAUGAAGGAUGAUAUAAUUAAAAGACCUGCAACUAGCCAUUAUACCAAAGCGGUUCCUCCACGAACAAAUGGUGCUACUGCGAGGCCUACUGCUACCGCAAGGUCCUUGGUAAAACGUACAAGCAGUGUUUCCCAUCCUUCAAUGGAUGCCAAUUUCAAACGCCGUAUCAUCAACGCGAAUCCCAGUGGUAUUACAAUAUCGAGCAAUACACGUUAUGCAAAUGUUGCUCAUGUACAAUCACUCAACAUGAAUCCAUCGGCUAUAUCACGAAUUAAAAAUAAUGGACCAUUGAAUAUAGUACCCUCAGCUCUUACGGCAGUUACUGUUCAGUCUAGUAUACCCUCAGUUGUGCUGCCUCCAGAACCCAAGAUGCAUAACAGUGGACUGAAAAAUUUUGAUGGUGGUGUUUUCAACGUUUAA